Cladophialophora immunda is the source of this 2275-nucleotide messenger RNA. RefSeq names its product phosphoserine phosphatase SerB. Gene Ontology annotation, molecular function: magnesium ion binding; L-phosphoserine phosphatase activity. The record is from RefSeq and is a predicted model, not a curated record. Lineage: Eukaryota; Fungi; Ascomycota; Eurotiomycetes; Chaetothyriales; Herpotrichiellaceae. Gene Ontology annotation, biological process: dephosphorylation; L-serine biosynthetic process. The transcript has a single exon. Bases 541 to 1992 code for a protein of 483 amino acids. Gene Ontology annotation, cellular component: cytoplasm.
CCCGGUCAGAUUUUUCUUUCUGUGUGCGUUGUGCCAAACUCGCCAAGUCUCACGUGGUUUGACGGCACGUGAGUACGACGUGGUGAGGGUCACGGGAUGCUUGGCUGCGACCAGCUGCCCUGCGCCAGCUUCGUUCCAAUGGCCUCCCGGGUCCAGGCAUUUUGUAUGUCCUGCCGCACGAACCCGUGGAGACAUUUUUCUCCGUUCCAUUCUUCAAGCUGUAGGAGGUGCGCUUGGAGCCAAUCUACCAGUGAAGCUGCAUGGUAGGGAACCUGGCGACCUGCCACUGAACAUACUCGCCCGAUCUCUCUCCAUUCUCUGUCAACGCUGAUCUGAGCCUCAAUCGGUUGUUCCUGCAUUGGCUUCGAGAUGCUAUGACGUCGUCUUGCAUCCUGUCGAUCUCGUCCCCCUCCCCCUUCCCUGUUGCCCUCCAACAUUGACCUUGUGUGGCUUCUGGACGCCGAGUACCUUUCAACCUCCGAGGUCGUGGCACGACCACUUUGGCACCUCUGAGGGUUAGGUCUCAAAAACGUGUUGGACAUGGCAUCUCCUUCUCGAUCUCACAGGCUCAGCUUGGCCAAAGACUCUUUGAGCGGCAGUACCUUUCUCGACGACCACCUCGAAUACAAAUCGCGCCAAACGGGACCCUCUGCGAGUAUCGAUGGGGUUCUGGAGCAACCGACUCGAGUUCCUCGGAGCGCAGUUUCGAAUCUUUCUCUCUCGAGCGCGUCGAGAAGAUCCAUCAGUGCCAUUCCUCCCUCCCCGAUAAUUGCCCAAGAGAGUGGAACUGUGUACACAAUCUCCCAUACCAAUUGCGUUCCUGAGGCUGGCGAUCCAGCAAGACUUGUCGCGACCAUCUUCUACAACUCGAGCGCGCCACGACAUCCCCAUAUCCACCCAGAUCAAUCUCCUCCUGCCAGACCUACGGAUCCGAUACCGGUUCCAGAGAUCGCGGAGGGCUCUGCUCCGACCACAAGCAUUUCAGAGUAUCCCCUCGAGCCUCCACCGCCCGAACCUGAACCUCUUGACCAUCUAUACGGUGCCUACAUUUCUCAAUUAUGCUUGACGCAUUUUCUCUCUACGCUUGACAGCCUCCUAGUGCACAAUGCGCCGGAGGAGAGGCAGUUGACUUCUUCCCACCGCUGUUUGGCACCGGAUCCAUUCAAACCAAGAGUCAUGGAGGUUACCUUUAGCCCCCCUCCGAAUCCUGAGUACUUGCCAUCCUCCCUGAUCUCCAAGCACGAGUCAAUCUACAAGUUUGAAAGAGAAUGGAAUUGCGAGGUUAUUUUGCAGCCCUCCAAUGUCUAUCGUCGACACAAACGCUUGUGUGUCUUCGACAUGGACUCCACCCUCAUCCAUCAGGAAGUAAUCGACGAGAUUGCAGCCUUUGUCGGAGUCAAAAAGGAAGUCGCUGCCAUCACCGAGCGCGCUAUGAACGGAGAACUUGAUUUUGCGGCUUCCCUCAAAGCAAGGGUGGCACUGUUGAAGGGCGUGCCAAGUGACGUGUUUGAACGGCUAAAGCCCAAGAUUGUGAUCACUCCAGGAGCGAAAGAGUUAUGCAGAUGCUUGAAACGACUCGGUUUCACACUUGCUGUUUUCAGUGGCGGCUUCCAGCCUCUUGCGAAUUGGCUGGCCGGAGAACUGGGACUCGACCACGCGUUCGCGAACCACCUUGCCGUGGACCCAGACUCCAGUACACUGACAGGAGAACUCGAAUCUUCGUAUCCAAUCGUUGAUUCCCAACACAAGCGAAACCUGUUAAUAAGCUUGGCGGCCAAUAAGGGAAUUCCCCUUGUUCAGACGAUGGCAGUUGGGGAUGGAGCAAAUGAUAUUCCAAUGCUCAAGACGGCUGGCCUUGGUGUUGCGUGGAAAGCCAAAUCCAAGGUCCAGAUGGAAGCACCUGCACGAUUGAACAUUGGCGAAAGUAUGCUGGACUUGGCCUACCUGUUAGGCUUGUCAAAGGAAGAAAUCGAUCAGCUGUUGCAGGACUAGAUGGUGGGAUCAUGGAGUGCUAGCGACGCGAACCAACGAUGGAUAGACAGGGUUGAAGACUACACUGGAUCGGCGAGCGCUUCAGCGAGCAUUUAUGCGGUGGGUGCUAUCAUCUGUUUUUGAAGGCGGUGCAUGGCGAGAGAAGAAAGAUGCUCUGGGAGAAGAGCCCCAGCUUCGGAGGAAUGUAUCUGCCGCUCGCACGAUGCGGCUACGAGAACACGAGAUACGAGCAUGCUCUUUUACAUAGUACAAUAAAGCUAGCAGCAUACCCUUGAGAUCCUGA